AUGGCAGGACCCAGACCAGUAGUUCUGAGUGGCCCCUCUGGAGCAGGGAAGAGCACUCUGCUGAAGAGGCUCAUGAAGGAUUAUGAAGGGGUCUUGUCUCUUUUUUUUUUCUGUACAGAGACCAAAAGGAAUCACCGUCUUGGUGAAGAUGGCAAAGAUUACCACUUUACCUCCAGGGACAAGAUGCAGGAGGGCAUCGUUAAUGGAGACUUCAUUGGGAAUGUUGAAGUCUCAGGGAACAUGUACGGAACAAGUUCAUGCCUCAAGUCUGCUAUUGAGGAUGUCCAGGCACAGAACCUCAUUUGCAUUCUCGAGGUUGACAUCCAAGGAAUGAAAAACAUCAAGGAGAUGGAUCUCAACCCCAUCUACAUCUCUAUCCAGCCCCCUUCAAUGGAGAUCCUGGAAAAGCGUCUGAGAGACAGACAGACUGAGGCAGAUGACAGUUUUGAGAAGCGUUUGGAUGCUGCAAGAACAGAUAUGGAGCUCAUAAGUAAGGAACCUGGAUUGUUUGACCUGGUCAUCAUCAAUGAUGACUUAGAUGAAGCAUACAAAAAGCUGAAAAGUGCUCUUAUGGAGGAGAUACAAAAAGUACAAGAUUCAAUGGAGUAA
Messenger RNA from Sardina pilchardus (European sardine), 609 nucleotides. RefSeq names its product guanylate kinase-like. Gene Ontology annotation, cellular component: cytosol. Gene Ontology annotation, biological process: purine nucleotide metabolic process. The transcript has 7 exons. The coding region runs from base 1 to 609 and encodes 202 amino acids. The record is from RefSeq and is a predicted model, not a curated record. Gene Ontology annotation, molecular function: GMP kinase activity. Lineage: Eukaryota; Metazoa; Chordata; Actinopteri; Clupeiformes; Clupeidae.